UCCAACAACAACAACAACAACAUGCUAGAGUCAGCGAGACGCGACGUCGGUAGAUGGCUACGAACGUGUGUGCGUGGCGAAGGCGUGCAUCUGGAUCUCUACACUAAACUUCUCUGCCUACUGUCCCUCGGCUGGCUGUACCUCUAUCGAACAACGAAAGAUGAAGCAGAGAAGGCAACGGAAAUCUACACCGAAAUUUGGACGCUGGGCGACGCGGAAAGGGAUCGCCUGAAGCAGGAACGGGAUUACGUGGAGCGGGUGCAAAAAGCGGUGAGUGAGAAGAAGAUGGCCGCC
Molecule: messenger RNA, 294 nt
Organism: Mesorhabditis spiculigera
Lineage: Eukaryota; Metazoa; Nematoda; Chromadorea; Rhabditida; Rhabditidae
Source: the annotation of a GenBank genome assembly